UCUUCUUUUCUCAGUGCUUAUACCCUAGUUGUCAAUAAAACCUCAGCAGUUGGAGUAUUUCGCAGAGCUUAUAUCCUUUUUCAUGCUCAUGAGAAUCUUUCUUAGCUAGGGUUCUGGUUAGGCUUUCAUCUGGUUGAUAGAACUUCGUUAGAGUAGAAAUGAAUAAUCUGAAGCUCUCAUGGGAGCUACCGUCGAAGCUUCAAUUACACUCGGAAGAUGAAGUUGUCCAAUUUGCAGCAUUUGAUAUUGAACGCAACCGUAUCUUCUUCGCUUCCUCGGCCAACUUCAUAUACACAACUCAUAUUCCAUCUCCUCAAAAUGAAGGAACAUGGGGUUCAGCUUCAUUAUCUGCAGCAGUUGACUCUAUUGAUAUGGAACCGGGAGAUUACAUUACUUCCAUGGAUUAUCUGAUGGAGAAGGAAGCACUGAUAAUUGGGACUUCGUAUGGGCUUCUCUUGCUAUAUGUUGUGGAUGAUAGUACCACAGAAGUGGUCGGACGAGUGGAGGGUGGCAUAAAGUGCAUUUCGCCUAGUCCAGAUGGAGAUUUGCUUGGUGUAAUUACUGGUUUCGGUCAAAUACUAGUGAUGACGCAUGAUUGGGAUGUGCUAUAUGAGAUGGCACUGGAUGAUCAUCCUGGGGAUGUUGACGUACAUGAACCAGCUGUCUCCUCCAACUAUUCUUGUGAGAGUCCCAUUUCUUGGCGAGGUGAUGGCAAAUUCUUUGCAACCCUAAGCAAAGAGCAUGAUGCACUUCCCUUACGUAAAAAACUUAAAGUUUGGGAACGAGAUUCAGGUGCACUUCACUCUGUCUCAGAACCAGUGGGUUUCAUGGGAGCAGUUUUGGACUGGAUGCCCAGUGGGGCAAAAAUUGCAUCUGUUUAUGAUCGAAGGGAAGAAAAGAAGUCCCCAUCAAUAGUUUUCUUUGAGAAGAAUGGAUUGCAACGAAGCUCAUUUGGUGUUAAUGAUAACACUGAUGUAAAGGUAGACUCUUUGAAGUGGAAUUGUAACUCUGAGCUUCUUGCAUUUGUGGUUAGAGGUGAAGAUCAUGAGUCUAUCAAGAUUUGGUUCUUCAAUAAUAAUCAUUGGUAUUUGAAACAAGAGAUUAGAUACUUAAAGCAGGAUGGAGUUAAAUUCAUCUGGGAUCCAACAAAGCCACUACAGUUGAUAAGUUGGACUGUCAAUGGCCAGAUAAUGAUAUACAAUUUCAUGUGGAUCACAGCUGUAAUGGAUAACUCAACAGCAUUUGUAAUUGAUGACUCCAAGAUACUAGUCACCCCACUUUCUGUUUCUCUGAUCCCCCCUCCUAUGUAUUUAUUUAGUUUAAAAUUUCCCAGUGCAGUUCGAAAUAUGGCUUUCUUUUCUCACGGUUCUAAACAUAACCUGGCCACAUUUUUAUCAGAUGGCAGGUUGUGUAUUGUAGAGCUUCCUGAAAUAGAUAUGUGGGAGGAGCUAGAAGGCACUGAAGUCAGUGUUGAGGCUGCCUCAUGUGAUAUUGGAUUUGGAUCUUUUACUCACCUGGCAUGGUUGGACUCACAUGUACUUCUUAGUGUUUCUCAUUUUACCUUUAAUCAGGUUAAUUGCUCAUUAGGAAACUUUUCUGGCAAGGAUGGGCUGCCUGCCUAUUACCUGCAAGAAAUUCAGGUCAUGUGUUCUGAAGAUCAUAAACCUGGUUCUGUAACAUCCACAGGCUGGCAAGCUAAAAUUUCCAACCAAAUUUCUGUUGAAGAACAGGUAAUUGGAAUAAUCCCUGGCCCACUAAAUAGAUGUUCAGCAUAUAUUCAGUUUGAUGGUGGAAAAAUUGUCCAAUAUUUGUCGAAGUUAGGGGGCAACAGAAUGGUUCCUCUUCAGAAAUGUGAUGACAUGUGUUUCUCAUCAUCAUGCCCAUGGAUGACUUUGGCUCUUGCUGGGGGGUUCAUGUCACAGAAGGCUUUACUUUUUGGACUUGAUGACAAUGGAAGGCUUCAAGUCGGUAGAAGGAUAUUAUGUGACAACUGCAGCAGUUUCUCAUUUUAUUCGAAUGCUACAGACCAAUCAAUAACACAUCUGAUUCUUUCAACUAAACAGGAUCUGCUAUUUAUUGUAGACAUUGCGGAUAUUCAAAAUGAACAACUGGCUGUUAAAUAUGGGAAUUUCCUACCUGCUUUCAAGACUAGAACUGGAGAUGAUGGAAGAAACUAUAUAAACAUAUGGGAAAGAGGUGCUAGGGUUAUAGGUGUGCUACAUGGAGAUGAGUCUGCUGUCAUUAUUCAAACAAUGCGUGGAAAUCUUGAAUGUGUCUACCCAAGGAAACUGAUUCUGGCCUCAAUCAUCAAUGCCUUGGUCCAGGGGCGCUUUAGAGAUGCGUUAUACAUGAUACGGCGACAUAGGAUAGACUUUAAUGUUAUUGUUGACCACUGUGGUUGGAAAGCCUUUAUUCAGUCAGCUCCAGAAUUUGUGAAACAGGUGAACAACUUGAGCUAUAUAACUGAGUUUGUUUGUGCUAUCACAAAUGGAAAUGUAAUGGAGACGUUGUAUAAGGAUUACAUAUUGCUACCUUGUCAAAAGGAGUUGAACACUGUAAAAUCUGGAUAUACUGACGAUUCUGAUAGUAACAGCAAGAUUUCUGCUGUCUUGUUGGCGAUAAGAAAGGCCCUGGAGGAGCAAAUAGUGGAAAGUCCUUCAAGGGAACUUUGCAUUUUGACUACAUUGGCUCAAAGCCAACCUCCAGCUCUUGAGGAGGCUUUGACAAGGAUAAAAUUUGUCCGACAAAUGGAGCUAUCAGGUUCUGAUAGUCCAGGACGGAACAAUUAUCCUUCUGCUGAGGAAUCUUUAAAGCAUCUAUUGUGGUUGUCUGAUCCAGAAGCAGUUUUUGAAGCUGCUUUAGGAAUUUAUGAUUUGAACCUAGCAGCUAUGGUUGCAUUAAACUCACAGAAGGAUCCAAAAGAAUUUCUUCCAUUUCUUCAAGAAUUAGAACGUAUGCCAGCUGCAUUAAUGCAAUAUAAUAUUGACCUUAGACUGCAAAGGUAUGAAAAUGCUUUGCGACAUCUUGUUUCAGCUGGAGAUGGUUAUUAUGAAGAUUGCAUGAGGCUCAUGAGAAGUUAUCCUCAGCUUUUCCCCUUGGGUCUGAAACUCAUCAGCGAUCCUGUUAAAAAAGCACAAAUUCUUGAUGCAUGGGGAGAUCAUUUGAGUUCAAUGAAAUCCUUUGAAGAUGCUGCUGUCGCUUACUUGUGUUGUUCUUCUUUGGAAAAAGCUCUGAAAGCUUAUCGCUCUUCUGGUAAUUGGAGAGGAGUUCUUACAGUUGCUGGGCUGAUCAAAUCUGGGAAGGAGGAAGUAAUACAGCUGGCAUAUGAACUCUGCGAGGAGCUCCAGGCACUUGGUAAACCAGGAGAUGCUGCCACAAUAGCCUUGGAGUACUGUGGUGAUGUCAAGGCAGGUAUUGAUCUUUUGGUUAGUGCAAGGGAUUGGGAGGAGGCUCUAAGGAUUGCCUUCCUUCACUUGAGGGAUGAUUUAGUUUCAGAAGUGAAAAUUGCUUGUCUUGAAUGUGCCAACUUGCUGAUUGGUGAAUAUGAGGAGGGUUUAGAGAAAGUAGGGAAGUAUGUGGCACGCUACCUAGCUGUUCGACAGAGGAGGUUAUUACUUGCUGCAAAGCUUCGGUCAGAUGAGCAGUCAGUAGCUGAGCUUGAUGAUGAAACUGCUUCAGAAGUGAGCAGUAGUUUUAGUGGAAUGAGUGCAUACACCACUGGGACAAGGAGGGGUUCAGCUGCUUCAAUCAGUUCAACCUCUACGAAGGGGAGAGGGCGUCAGCGAAAUAAGGGAAAAAUUCGUGCUGGCAGCCCUGGUGAGGAGAUGGCUUUGGUUGAACAUUUGAAUGGAAUGGCUUUGGCUACUGGAGCAAAACAUGAGAUUAAAUCUCUUUUAAUGUCCCUUCUGAUGCUUGGAGAGGAAGAUCUUGCUAGGAAAUUGCAACGCGCUUGUGAAAAUUUUCAACUGUCCCAAAUGGCAGCAGUAAAAUUAGCUGAAGAUGCAAUGUUGACUGAUAGCAUGGAUGACCAUGUGUAUUCCUUGGAGCAUUACAUUCGGAAAGUGAGGAAAGAAGUACACAAUUUGGAAGCUUUUUCUUGGCAGUCUAGAGUUUUGGUUUGACGAUGAAGAGUGUCCUUGAUACAGAAAGCAUUGCAUUGGACAGGGAUGAGAUCAUGAAGUUGUGUGAUUGGAACUUGAACCUAUUUUGUCAAAGCCUUCCGCGUUUUACUGGAAUCUGCUGUACUCUAAAGGAGGUCAUGCAGAAUAGAUUUGAAUGUAUCAUUCGUUUGUAAUCUAACUUUUCUGUAGCUUUAAGGCAUGCCAAUUUUUAUCGCCAGAAACUUAUUCAAUUGGCUUGCAAUGAUGUUAACACCACUUAAAGUUAACUUGGCAUUUGUUUAAAGUGCAGUUUGAGGGGGCUCAUGUUAGGUUUGCAAGUAUAUCUUAUCCUUAUCUGAUCUUUCUCUGGACCACUUCAUCAUUUGAGAUUGUAUUUUUCAAGUUGACUAUUGUAGUGGAGAAUAGCUUGAUUUUUUAGUGAUGAACAUUUUGCCAA
Molecule: messenger RNA, 4557 nt
Organism: Coffea eugenioides
Lineage: Eukaryota; Viridiplantae; Streptophyta; Magnoliopsida; Gentianales; Rubiaceae
Product: elongator complex protein 1
Exons: 6
Coding region: 159-4121 (1320 amino acids)
Biological process (GO): tRNA wobble base 5-methoxycarbonylmethyl-2-thiouridinylation
Cellular component (GO): cytosol; elongator holoenzyme complex
Molecular function (GO): tRNA binding; protein binding
Source: RefSeq, a predicted model, not a curated record